Messenger RNA from Anoplopoma fimbria (sablefish), 1876 nucleotides. It is a transcript of the gene psmd3, whose product is annotated as proteasome 26S subunit, non-ATPase 3. Gene Ontology annotation, biological process: ubiquitin-dependent protein catabolic process; regulation of protein catabolic process. The record is from RefSeq and is a predicted model, not a curated record. The coding region runs from base 134 to 1714 and encodes 526 amino acids. Gene Ontology annotation, molecular function: enzyme regulator activity; protein binding. Lineage: Eukaryota; Metazoa; Chordata; Actinopteri; Perciformes; Anoplopomatidae. The transcript is spliced from 12 exons. Gene Ontology annotation, cellular component: proteasome regulatory particle, lid subcomplex; proteasome complex.
GCUGUCUGGCUGUCGGAGGUAUCCCACAAUCCUUUGCGGCCGUCGCUAGUUGCAGUCAUCGCAGUGACGCCGCACAUCACCGAACCCACCGAACCCACCGAACCCACCGAACCUACCGAACCCACCGAACAGCAUGAAGGAGACGGCGGCCAAGCGGCGCGGGGACAAGGCGGGAGGCCGGGAGCCCAAAGAGAAGAGCAAAGAGCCGAAGGAGCCGAAGGAGCCGAAGGAGCCGGGCCCCGAGCCGCAGGACGAGGAGAUGCCGGAGGAGGAGGCGGCCAACGCGGCCAAGCUGCCCAAAGAGCUGGACGGCCUGACGCUGGACGACAUUAAGGAGCAUGUGAAGCAGAUCGAGAAGGCGGUGUCGGGUAAGGAGCCCCGGUUCGUGCUCCGUGCUCUGAGGGCGUUGCCGUCCACCAGCCGUCGUCUGAACACCAACGUGCUGCUGAAAGCCGUCUCUGGCUUCUUCACCCACAACACCACCACCAGAGACUUCCUGCUGGGCUUCCUGGACGAGCCGAUGGAGAUGGCGGACGGAGAUGUCCAGUUUCGUCCGAGGACGGGUAAAGCAGCGUCCUCUCCUCUGCUGCCGGAGGUGGAGGCUUAUCUUCAGCUGCUGCUGGUGGUUCACCUGACCAACAACAAGAGAUACACCGAGGCUCAGAAGGUGUCAGACGACCUACUGCAGAAGAUCGGGUCUAAGAAUCGCAGAGCUCUGGAUCUGGUAGCUGCUAAGUGUUAUUAUUACCACGCCAGAGUGUACGAGUUCCUCAAGCAGUUUGACACCAUGCGCAGUUUCCUCCACACUCGUCUUCGUACAGCGACUCUUCGUCACGACGCUGACGGUCAGGCCGUCCUCCUAAACCUGCUGCUCAGGAACUACCUGCACUUCAACCUGUACGACCAGGCUGAGAAGCUGGUGUCCAAAUCCGUGUUCCCAGAACUCGCCAACAACAACGAGUGGGCCAGAUACCUGUACUACACAGGUCGUAUCAAGGCGAUCCAGUUGGAGUACUCUGAGGCUCGCAGGACUCUGACCAACGCUCUGAGGAAAGCUCCCCAACACACCGCUGUGGGCUUCAAACAGACGGUCCACAAGCUGCUGAUCGUGGUGGAGUUGUUGUUGGGAGAGAUUCCUGACAGACUCCAGUUCAGACAGCCGUCACUGAAGAGGUCACUGAUGCCGUACUUCCUGCUGACUCAGGCGGUGAGAGCAGGUAACCUGGCCAAGUUCAACCAGGUGUUGGAGCAGUUUGGGGAGAAGUUUCAGACCGACGGGACGUACACGCUCAUCAUCCGCCUGAGACACAACGUCAUCAAGACCGGUGUGCGUAUGAUCAGCCUGUCGUACUCUCGUAUCUCGCUGGCCGACAUCGCUCAGAAGCUGCAGCUCGACAGCCCAGAGGACGCAGAGUUCAUCGUCGCCAAGGCGAUCCGUGACGGAGUGAUCGAGGCGAGCAUCAACCACGAAAAAGGCUUCGUCCAAUCAAAAGAGACCAUGGACAUCUACGGAACCAGAGAGCCUCAGCUGGCAUUCCACCAGAGAAUCUCCUUCUGCCUGGACAUCCACAACAUGUCUGUCAAGGCCAUGAGGUUUCCUCCUAAAGCCUACAACAAAGACCUGGAGUCAGCCGAGGAGCGUCGGGAGCGUGAGCAGCAGGAUCUGGAGUUUGCCAAAGAAAUGGCUGAAGACGACGACGAUAGCUUCCCAUGAUCCUCUCUGCUGACUUCCUGUGUGUGUGUGUAAGUGCGUGUCUGCACGCUGAUGUUAGUAGUUAUUACCCACAAUCCCCCUCUGCUCUCUUCUUCUUCUUCCCCUCUGGAGUUGUUUUCCUGCUGUAACAUCUGAACAAAUAAAAUAAUCUUUGGGUUUGUU